UCAUAGUCUUGUUCGCUAUAUAACAGCAGGUAACAGCCACAGUCUUCACUUUACCAAGGUGCUUCAACUGAGCAGCAGAACCAGCAAAAUGGUCCGAGUUAUCACCAGCAUUCUCCUGCUCGCUCUGGCGGCACUUGCCAUCCAGGCGGCACCUCUCGAGUCCAAUGCUAAGCCCGCUGCCCAGCUUGCUGCUGUGCAGCCCGCUGAGAAGCCCGCUGACAAGCCCGCUCCCAAGCCCGCUGCCCAGCCUGCUGAGAAGCUCGCUGAGAAGCCCGCUGAGAAGCCCGCUGAGAAGCCCGCUGAGAAGCCCGCUGUGAAGCCCGCUGAGAAGCCCGCUGAGAAGCCCGCUGCCAAGCCCGCUGAGAAGCCCGCUGAGAAGCCCGCUGAGAAGCCCGCUGAGAAGCCCGCUGAGAAGCCCGCUGAGAAGCCCGCUGACAAGCCCGCUGAGAAGCCGGCUGAGAAGCCCGCUGAGAAGCCCGCUGCCAAGCCCGCCGCCCCUGGCCCUAAAACCAAGCGCGCUGCUCCUGCCUCAGAGCCUAAGCCCGCUGAGAAGCCCGCUGAGAAGCCCGCUGAGAAGCCCGCUGAGAAGCCCGCUGAGAAGCCCGCUGAGAAGCCCGCUGAGAAGCCCACUGGUAAGCCCGCUCACAAGCUCGCUGCCAAGAAGCCCGCCGCUAAGUCAGCUGUCAAAGCUCUCCUCAGGGCUGCCGCUACGUCCGCCCAGCAGCCUGCCGACAAGUCUGCCGAGAAGCCCACCCAGACUUCGGCCGUGAAGCCAAAGCACCCCAAGAAGCACACCAAGAAACACGCCAAGAAGCACGGCAACAAGUCCGCUCAGAAGCACGCCAACAAACCUGCCGAGAAGCCCGCAAAGAAGCUCGCCCAGAAGCCCGCUGCUCAGCCUGCCGCUAAGCCCGCGUCAAAGCCAUGAAGCCGUGAAAAACUAUGUAACUCACAACUCUGUUAAAAUCUGCUUUGAAACAUCGGCAUUAAAAGUGUGAUAACUCGUAACUGGAA
Molecule: messenger RNA, 1014 nt
Organism: Frankliniella occidentalis (western flower thrips)
Lineage: Eukaryota; Metazoa; Arthropoda; Insecta; Thysanoptera; Thripidae
Product: transcriptional regulatory protein AlgP-like
Exons: 2
Coding region: 89-928 (279 amino acids)
Source: RefSeq, a predicted model, not a curated record